AUGAGCCUUGAUAAGAUGCACGAUGAGAAAUUCGAGAAUGGGAGUGGGAGUGAGCGGUUGGAGGCGGGGUUUGGUGAGGAUGGGAAAGCAGCGAAGACACUGUUGUUUAAGAUGGAUAUCCGCAUCCUACCCGUUCUCGCUCUCCUCUUCCUGUGCUCCUUCAUCGACCGUACGAAUGUCGGCAAUGCGAAGAUCUUGGGUCUUGAGAAGGACAUCAACAUCAACGAUCACCAAUACUCGAUCGGCCUAUGCGUCUUCUACGCUACGUAUAUCGCCAGUGAGCUCCCGUCGAACCUGGUGCUGAAGAAGAUGUCGCCAAAGAUCUGGCUGCCGCUCUUGACGGCGGUGUGGGGGAUCUUGACAAUGUGCCUUGGUUUCGUCACCAACUUCGCGUCAUUCGUUACUGUUCGCGCAUUGCUUGGUUGUGCUGAGGGUGGAUUGUUGCCGGGCAUGGUACUCUACCUUACUGGCUUCUACCGCAGACAAGAGUUGGCUUUGCGCAUCGGUAUCUUCUAUACAGCAGCGUCCCUAUCGGGUGCUUUUGGUGGUCUGCUGGCGCGCGGACUCAAUGCGAUUGGACCUGCUGGAGGUCUUGAAGGUUGGCGGUGGAUCUUCAUUGUGGAAGGCCUUUUGACCGUACUCGUUGGCGUAUGCUCCGCGCUCUUCCUACCCAACUCCAUCGAAUCAGCCAAAUUCCUCACUCCCGACGAGAAAGAGCACGCUCGAUUCCGGCUCGGCGAGCAAAGCGCAUCCCACGAGCGCUUCGACUGGGCAGAAGUCAAGCGCGGAGUAUUCAACGUCCAAGUCUGGCUCACUGCAUUGGCCUACUUCGCCAUCUUGAGCGGACUAUACAGCUUCGGUCUCUUCCUCCCCACCAUCAUCAACAACGGCUUCGCCAAGGACCCCAACGAGGCACAGCUCUGGACCGUAAUUCCGUACGCCGUGGCAUCAGUUUUUACAGUAGCAGUCGCUCUCCUAUCCGAUCGUCUUGCUCUACGUGGUCCCAUCAUGCUAUGUACCCUACCUGUUGCCAUAAUCGGCUACGGCGUCAUCAGCCAAUCCACCAACCCCAAGGUCCAAUACGGCAUGACUUUCCUCAUGGCAACCGGCAUGUACGCAACUGUACCGUGCAUCCUCUCUUGGAACAGCAACAACUCUGCUGGCCACUACAAGCGCGCGACUACUUCUGCCUUGCAGCUCGCUAUUGCGAAUGCAGGUGGUUUUGUGGCCAGCUUCGUGUAUCCAAAGAGCGAAAAGGAGAAUCAUUUCCACAAGAGUCAUAGCAUCAUGUUGGGACUGCUUUGCGCGGCUUGGGUUCUGAUUGCUGCGAAUGUUUUGUGGGUGCGGAAGAUCAAUAAGGAUAAGGCGAGUGGGAAGUAUGCUGAGUUUGAGGGUAGAGGUGACGACCGUGACCCGGACUUCAUCAUGGUUAUGUAG
Molecule: messenger RNA, 1437 nt
Organism: Alternaria incomplexa
Lineage: Eukaryota; Fungi; Ascomycota; Dothideomycetes; Pleosporales; Pleosporaceae
Exons: 4
Coding region: 1-1437 (478 amino acids)
Biological process (GO): transmembrane transport
Cellular component (GO): membrane
Molecular function (GO): transmembrane transporter activity
Source: RefSeq, a predicted model, not a curated record